Messenger RNA from Strigops habroptila (Kakapo), 5832 nucleotides. It is a transcript of the gene TSPAN5, whose product is annotated as tetraspanin 5. The record is from RefSeq and is a predicted model, not a curated record. The coding region runs from base 541 to 1347 and encodes 268 amino acids. NCBI's taxonomy places the organism in Eukaryota, Metazoa, Chordata, Aves, Psittaciformes, Psittacidae. Gene Ontology annotation, biological process: protein localization to plasma membrane; protein maturation; regulation of vascular endothelial growth factor signaling pathway. The transcript has 8 exons. Gene Ontology annotation, cellular component: membrane.
UCCCCACGGGGCGGGGCGCACGCCGAGGCCGUUGCCGCUGUGGGGGCGGGGGAAGGAGCGAGCGUUGUUCGGGAGGGCUCUGGGCGCCGCGCGGCUCCGGCAGGGCAGUGCUGAGCCACGCCGAGCCGCGCCGCGCCGGCCCCGCUGUGGUGGUGCCGCCGAGCUCCGCGCUCUGCUCCAGCGGCUCCCUUCCGCGGCGGCUCCUUUCCCGGCGGCCGCCCCUCUCCUUCUCUCUGCCCCCCUCCCGCUGCGAGUAGCCGGGGCCUCCUCCAUGCGGGAGAAGAGGAGGAGGUGGGAGCUGCUCGCCGGCCAUCCCCGGCGCCCGGCAAGUCGGAGUCGACCCGCCGCCGCGCCGCUCCUGCCGCAUCUCCCCACGGCGAGCAACCGGCGCUAAGCCCUGCCUGCCGCGCCGCCCCAGCCUCCCUCCGUCUAGAUCCCUCUUGUCCGUACCCCACCUUUCUUUUUCCUUUCAUUUCCCCCCCGCCACACACUUUGGUUCUCACCCUGGCUGCGAGCAAAGUGUCUUCAUGAGCGCAGAGGAUGUCCGGGAAGCACUACAAGGGGCCUGAAGUCAGUUGUUGCAUCAAAUAUUUCAUCUUCGGCUUCAAUGUCAUUUUCUGGUUCCUUGGCAUAGCAUUUCUUGGGAUUGGAUUGUGGGCAUGGAAUGAAAAGGGAGUGCUGUCCAAUAUCUCCUCCAUCACUGACCUAGGAGGCUUUGAUCCAGUUUGGCUCUUCCUAGUGGUAGGAGGAGUUAUGUUCAUUUUGGGAUUUGCAGGAUGCAUUGGAGCUUUACGAGAAAAUACCUUUCUUCUCAAAUUUUUUUCUGUGUUUCUUGGAAUUAUUUUCUUCUUGGAGCUCACUGCUGGUGUUUUAGCAUUUGUUUUCAAAGACUGGAUAAAGGAUCAGCUUUAUUUCUUUAUAAACAACAACAUCAGAGCAUACAGAGAUGACAUUGAUUUGCAAAACCUCAUAGACUUCACACAGGAAUAUUGGCAGUGCUGUGGGGCUUUUGGAGCUGAUGACUGGAACCUUAAUAUUUACUUCAAUUGCACAGAUUCCAACGCAAGUAGAGAGCGCUGUGGUGUGCCAUUCUCUUGCUGCACUAAAGACCCUGCCGAAGAUGUUAUUAACACUCAGUGUGGCUAUGAUGCAAGGCAAAAACCAGAAGUUGAUCAGCAGAUUGUUAUCUACACUAAAGGCUGUGUCCCUCAAUUUGAGAAAUGGUUGCAAGACAAUCUUACCAUAGUUGCUGGUAUAUUCAUUGGGAUAGCAUUACUGCAGAUAUUUGGGAUAUGCUUAGCCCAGAAUUUGGUUAGUGACAUUGAGGCUGUCAGAGCCAGCUGGUAAAACUGCUGACGUAACCACAAGAAGACACUGGACAACCGAAACCCUCUGAAACCUCCAGUGUAUCGCUCCGACACCAAGCUGUAUGGACAUGGGUGACAGGGAAGUCUUCUCUCCCAAGUAGUCUCAAGUAUAAGUUCCUGAUAUUGCAGUGAACUCAUGUUUCUUUGGGGUGGGGGAGAGAAGAGUGGGCUAUUUAAAACCUGCUGCUCACUGACAGUUCUUUUUCUUUUAAACCACCAGUUUGAAAGCUCUUGAGCCGUGAAUCUCUACUGUAUUCUUGAUCCUGAGUAACAAGUGGACACUUUUUUAAAAUUGGUGUAUUCAGUGGGACAGAUUUGCAUCGUUGUAGUCUGUGGAUAUGCUGUUUAUUCUUCGUGUCAUGAGCUCUUUGAUAGCUGCCAAAUAUUCCUGAGAUGGUCUCUCUCUUCACCACUCUGUAAAGGAACAAUCUUGUUUUCACAGCUAAACAUAGCUACAGGCCUAAACCCAUCGAGCAGGAAGCAACUUUCUAUGCAUCUAUUGUACAGUAAAAGAGAUUGUUUUUAAAACAAGGGAAAUUUUUUUUUUUUUUACAUAAGCUUCCAACCAUCUCCCUGUAGUACUUUGAGGUUGGAAUCGGCAAGCUCACAGGGAGAAUUGCCUAAUUUUAUUGACAUCUUUCUUCCUUCUCCACCCUUGUAUGAAGGGAAAGGAGUUUUGUAUUUGACAAACAAGGGUUGAAGAGCCUUUGGUUGCUGCCAUACCUUAGGACAUCAGUCUCUUAAGGCAAGGAUGGAAUAUAACUGUAUAAAUGUAUGAAAGAAGUGUGAAUGUUGGGUCCAAGUGAAUAAUAUUAUUCAAAGAAUGAAUGAUAUAUUAACUUAAAAAAAAAAAAAGAAAACAUAUGUAUUUGAGAUGGCUAAAUCUUUUGUUUUUCUGGAAUUUAGUGUAACCUAAUGUAUUUAGGGAUCUCACUAAUAUUAGUGCUUUGAUAUAUUUGUGCAAAACUUCUUUUUUGGUCUGUUCCUAGCUGAGGCUUUGGUCUUUCAUUUUUCUUUUUUCUUUAACUCUUUUUACUUGCAUGAGCUGUGGAGUAAGAAUCUGUGACACUCCAGUGCUUUAAAUAUGUGCAUAUGUUUUAGUACAGUCUAUUCCAAACUUACUAGUAAAUGCAUGUGAUUAUGGAAAGAUCAUACCCAUUCCCUUGGAAGUUGGAGAGAACACCUUUUGCCAGAGUAAAUGCUUACUGCCUGUGAACAAAUCCUUGCUAUGAAGAUGUGUCUCCCUUUGUUGCUCUAAAUGCAACAAAAAGCUUUCUUGAAACAAUGGAAUCAAAGUUUUAAAGUAGAAGUGUGUAUUGGGAUCAGCCAAGGCAGACUCUUUGAAUUGGACAGAAGAGAGUAGAAUUUGGAUAAAGCACAAAUAGUGGAAGAAGAAUUAGAUCAGACUCCAUCCAUCUUAAAGUUUUUGAUUUGUUCUUCUUCACUAAUAGUGAACUUACAAAGCUGACCAUGGCUUGAGUAGUUUUAUUGCACUUUGUAUUAAUAUAUCUUGUUGUAUGACCUUUCUCAGUAACUGCAGAACCAGUCCUGAAAGCUGUGAGCUCUUGGCUCCUGCUUUGGUCAGGUGGUGGCAAAGAGUGUGUAGCACCUCUUUGUAACAGCUUAGCGUAUUUCUGAAAUGAGUUUUCUAAAAUGAAGUAUGUGGAUUAGAAGAGAUGAAUGCAUUGCUUUCAAAGCUUCCCUGUUCUGGGGAAUGGUUAGAAGGCUGGUCUGAUGACCUAUUAAGGUCCUUUCAGGCCCUAUGACUCUUAAACCAUGAUAGUAUAUGUACCCUUGCACAUUUUGCCUUUCUGUGCUUUAGUCGUCUGUAGUAUUUUCCCUUCUGAAUGCUGGUGGUAGGCACACCAGUGUUCCACAGAUGCCUCAGACAGUCCUGUUGUCCUCCUGUCUUUGAGCAUUACCUCAUCUUCUUCUGGUUAACUCCCACUGACUGGCUCUGAAUCAGGCAGCCGCCAUAUCCUUUGGUAUCUGCUGUUAAAGGCCAGUUAUGACUCAGUAAUUUUUUAUUUUAUUAUUUUUAAGCCUUUGAAAGCAAUUAUAAAUCACUGUCCUUAAUAAAGUUGGUUCCACCUCACCGCAGUGUUAUGUUUUUCUUAGCCACUCCUAACUUGAGGAGUUACUGGUGUUUGUUUCCCCACAAAGGGACACACCAUUUUGCCUGGUAGCAGCAGGGCAGACUGAUCAUCAGCACCAGUGUUACUGCACUGAGACAAAAUGGUGUGGGGAGAAAUCAGGGAAGCGUGGUUGAGGAACUAACCCAUCCACCUCAGAUCCUUGAUUGUGACCCAGUGCUUUGGUUUGGAGAAAAAGGAAAAAUAAAGCCUACAGUACAGAAACAUUCCUUGUUGCCACUGGUCUUGAGUGCUGCUGUUGCUGCUGUGGGCUUCUGAAGACAACUUAAUUUUUCUACUUGAAUUUCUGCAGUUGUACUGUACUGGCCUUCUGUCUUGUCACGCUGUUCUGAGUUCCAGUCUGCUGGACAUGCUGUUGGCAGUGUCAGACUGAUAGGAAGGUAAACGCUCUGAGGUGAGCAAAUCUUGUUCUCACACACAAAUGUGCAACACUUCUGCUGAGUCCCAGAAAGACUGACUGUUCUCAUAAAAACCACUAAAUAACUCAUUUUUCUAGAGCUUGAUCUAUUGCUGCAGAUGCUGAUACUUCUCCCUUCCCUGCUCCCAAGAGAAGCUCUUAUAUUCCUCAUUUUUGCAGUUGUUUGAUGGUUGCAUACUGAAUGUUCAGGAUUAGCUGUCUAUAUUGCAUGUUUAAAUCCCACAUUUUUUGUCUACAGAUUGAGUAAGAUGUCCUAGAAAUGCCCCAUCAGCAGCUACUCAGCAGCUUAGGUGUCCAGUUUGGGAAGUUUGUGGGAGGCCUUGGGAAUCAAUCUAUUAUUGUCAGAGCCUGCCAAAUGCAAGCAAGCUUUCUUCCAGGAACUUUUGUGAAAACUUCAGGUGAGCUGCAACUAAAGCACAACUGCUGGCUAUGUGGGCUCAUUUUCUAAAGCAAUAAGAUACAGUAGGCAGUAUGACUUCUUGGCAGUUUCUGCCUGGUGUGGUGCUGGGGUAGAUUCAAGUUUGGAGGUCAGUCUAAUUAUCUGCAAUGCCCAGUAGUUGUUCAGAAAUUUGUUAUGAGGCCUGUGUGGAGUGUGAAAUAGCUCUGUUUGCUAGGCCAUUUGUAUGGGAUGGUGGCAUUGCUAACAGGAGGUCUGGUAGCUUCAGCAGUAUCCCUGGCUUUAAAGCCAUUUCCAAACUCCCCACUGAGCCCUGCCAAAGGGUAUCACAGUCCUUGCUCCUCUGCUUUCUAAAUGCUCUCCAUAUUCACAGGCCUUUCUUUAAUCUGUCUUUUUUUUUUUUUUUUUUUUUUAAAUCAAAUAGUCUAAUGGGCAAAUGUUUGAUUUGUCUCUGUGUGUCUGUUUCAGUAGCAGUAGGAUCUCUUUACUUCAAAACCAAUAAUUUUGAUUGUGCCCCUUAGAGUCUGAAGCUACAGAGAUGCUUGCUUAAGUGUACUCUGUGCUGAACGCCACCCUCUCUCCCCUUUGAGAGAGAUGCUAAUUGUAGUUCUGGUGUGUAAAUAAUGUUUGACAUGUAAAUAGUAGCAUGCAGAUUAAGUGAUUCUUGCACAUGACUGCUUUUCACCCUAGAAGUGUUUAUUAUGGAUACGAAAGGUGUCCAUCGUGAGAGUUUGCUGAAGAAAAGCGAGUGGUCGCUGAGGCUACACCUGACCCUGGAGGUGAGGCGGCAGUGCUUUCAUCGCCUGCCCUCUAGUGUCCGCCCAGCCGCCGUGCAGCGUGCAUCUGAGGGAGGUGAAGCCCUGGCCAGCCUGCCGGGCUCUGGUUAGCAGCAGGACCUUCCUUGCCUUUUCUCUUUGCUACUUGGCAGUAGAACAGCAUUAGACUGUAAAAUGGAGGGUCAGAGUCAGCACCCCCUACCAGUUAUGGCAGGUUGCCAUCACUUGUGGCAAGACUAAACAUGGUGCUAUAAGAACUGUCCUGAUGCUAAUCUGUGAUUUUACUACUUUAGACAUGCCCUUGGUAAAAUUGAUUCUGAUUAACAAUGUUGGUUACAAGAGAAACUCUUAUGUGAAUUUCUGUUUCCCUUCUUGUGGUGUGUGCCUUUUGGGUACAUUGAAAUGACAGUUCUGCAAAUACCUAGGAAGGAGAUUAGAUCUAAACAGGUGUCAAGCACCAUUGAAGGUUCCAGUUCUCCCUCCCAUUUUUGUCUUCUCUCUGAAGCUUUUUCAGAUACCUGUAAUUGGUCAUGAAACUGUCUAAAGCAAACAAAACAAAACUCACCUGUUGGAUCUGUUAGAUACCAAAUUUUGCCACUUGAAAAAAUAAAAUAAUCUGUCUCCCUUAACAUGCAGUAUAAAAAUAAGUGUUGUGACUCCCAGCGUGCACCAGGUAGCACUGCUAGUUGUCUUUUGUGUUUUGACAAUAUAGAUGUGUUAA